AUAAUGUGUCGACAGUAGCGUUAGCUAACCUGUAACAGUUUUUACAAAAACAACAAAAAGUUAUCUGCAGUUGUUUUCGCGAGCGCAUGCGCAUUUCCAUUAUCCCUGUUUGUCCACGAGCUAACUGAAACUAUUAACGUUUAAACUUUGUUCGGUUGCGUAUAGCUAUAUUAAUAAUGCGAUUUUAAAAUAAAUGAUUAAAUUGUUUCUGUUUCUACGUUGUCACGCCCGAGUGUGGACAGAAGAACGAUUUUAGCUGUUGUUUCCUGAAUACUGGAGCCAUCCUGCUUCCUGUAGUAUCUUUGCCACAACCUACAACGGAUUGUACACAAUCAUCAUGGCGACGCAGGAUGGAAGUGAAGAAGUCAUAAUGGAAACUGAGGCAAAACCAAAAGAAGCUGAGCUACUAGGUGAAGAUGUUGAAAAAGGUGGUGCAGAAGCGACGUCUCACACAGAUGCAGGAAACUCCACAACUCAGGACUCUAAUAUUAGCAAUGGGGAUGAUACAGAGGACAAGGAAACAGUGGACUUGAAGAUCAUUUGGAACAAAAAUAAAUAUGAUCUGAAAAUUCCUGUUGAUAGCACCGGAGCCAAACUAAAAGAGAGCAUUCACUCACUCACUGGUCUUCCACCGGCAAUGCAGAAAGUGAUGUAUAAAGGAUUGCUUCCAGAGGACAAGACGCUACGUGAAAUAAAGAUUACAAAUGGUGCAAAAAUAAUGGUAGUAGGAUCUACAAUAAAUGAUGUAUUAGCUGUAAAUACACCCAAAGAAGUCAUCCAGCAGGAAGUUAAAGCUGAAGAAAACAAGAAGGAGCCUUUAUGCAGGCAAAAGCAACAUAGGAAAGUUUUGGACAAAGGUAAACCUGAUGACAUCAUGCCAGCUAUUAAAGGAGCAAAGGAACGAUUACCAACAGUGCCUUUAUCCGGAAUGUUUAACAAAUCCGGAGGAAAAGUUAGACUCACAUUCAAACUGGAGCAAGAUCAGUUGUGGAUUGGAACAAAAGAGAGGACGGAGAAAGUCCCAAUGGGCUCCAUUAAAAACAUAGUGUCUGAACCCAUCGAAGGCCAUGAGGACUAUCACAUGAUGGCUUUUCAGCUGGGUCCAACGGAAGCUUCGCAGUAUUGGGUCUACUGGGUGCCUGCACAGUUUGUCGAUGCAAUCAAAGACACAGUCCUUGGAAAAUGGCAGUAUUUCUAAUGUGCCUCUUUUUUGACAAUGAUGAACUGGGAUUGAGAGGAGAUGAUAACAUGAAACUGGAGUCAGCAGUGUCAGCAGUUUAAGGAACCUCUUGGAGUGUAUUCCAAGGACACUGACGGAUGCCUGUGGACUAAUCAUAUUCUUUUUAGGUUUAAAGUGCACUAUGUGGCAGCAUAACACUUCUCAGCCCUGUUGAUCAUUCAAGGUUUCCAGCAAAUCCAAGGGAAAACAAUUACAAAAAAUGUACAGAAAUUGCUAACACUUUUCUUCAGUUAUUCUUAAAGAAAUAAAAAAAAUUAUUUAAUGAAUUGAAUGUGCCAGAUCAUUGCUGUCUGUCUUCUCCGUUCAGUAUUAAAUCCACGCAAACUUC
Messenger RNA from Oreochromis aureus, 1568 nucleotides. It is a transcript of the gene ubfd1, whose product is annotated as ubiquitin family domain containing 1. Lineage: Eukaryota; Metazoa; Chordata; Actinopteri; Cichliformes; Cichlidae. The transcript has 7 exons. Gene Ontology annotation, molecular function: cadherin binding; RNA binding. The coding region runs from base 338 to 1198 and encodes 286 amino acids. The record is from RefSeq and is a predicted model, not a curated record.